AUGGCCUUGCAGGUGUUGGAGUCGAGUGUACCGCAAUAUCGGGAUAGUGGCGUGUUAGAAACAAUGAUACUGCAGGCUGUCAACUACGAAGGAGAUGAAAAGGGUUCAUCCAUUGCACUCAAAGCCGAGCAGUCCUGCGUGAACCUUGUGGCUCUCAAUUAG
Parastagonospora nodorum SN15 is the source of this 162-nucleotide messenger RNA. RefSeq lists its product as hypothetical. Lineage: Eukaryota; Fungi; Ascomycota; Dothideomycetes; Pleosporales; Phaeosphaeriaceae. The record is from RefSeq and is a predicted model, not a curated record. The transcript has 2 exons. The coding region runs from base 1 to 162 and encodes 53 amino acids.